UUUUGAAGCACAUCGACCAGUGCAGUCCACGGAGCGACGAUGAUGCAGCGCGCAACUGCACGACUCGCCGCUAACGCGCCCAAGCACGUCGCGACAUUCAGUGCUGCAGCAGAGACCCCACGUGGCGGUGUCAGCUCUGGAUCUGGCGCUAAAAUUGCAGGACGCUCUCGCUUUUACAAAGCUGUGGGCAUCGAAGCCGAAGGUGACGGGUACUGCAUCACGCUAGAUGGCAAGAAGGUGCGAACACCGAGUCGAUCGCUCCUGCAGCUCCCCACCAAGUCGCUGGCCGCCGCAGUCGCAAAGGAAUGGGAUGCCCAACAUGAAACGAUCCAGCCAACGACGAUGCCGAUCAUGACGUUGGCAUCGACGGCGCUGGACCAUUGGGACUUCGACUUUAUCAUUGAAGAAAUCAUGAAGUACUUGCAAACUGACACGAUCUGCUUUCCUGUGGAAAGCCAGCACCAGGAGAAGCUCGCGGCCCGCCAAGAGAAGAAGUGGCAGCCGCUGCGCAAGUGGUUCGAAACCGAGUUCGGAGGCGAGCUUGACAUUAACUACGGCACCAUCAACAAGUUGGAGCACAGUCCCGUGGCCGUCGAGAACGUCCGCGCGUUUGUGUACUCGAUGGACAAGUUCGAGUUGAUGGCAUUUCGACUGAUCGUUCGUGAAUGCAAGUCGAUGGUGGUUGCUCUGGCUCUGCUCAAGCGUCACAUCACGGCCAAGGAGGCGAUCGAGCUGGGUCGUCUCGAAGAAGAGUACCAGAUUGAACGAUGGGGCCUCGUCGAAGGCGGCCACGAUUUGGACCGCGUCAACUGCUCCGUGAACGUGCACAGUGCGUCCUUCUUUCUGUGGCUCUUGAACGAGCGAACGCCAUAGCGAGUCCAUCGCGACACGCAUUGGCAUAUCCCCAACCAUCCAAACAACACGAUGUUGACUAUAUCCUCGAGCGAGUAUGCACGAAAUCUAAACAGGAUGGAGCCAUUGGCAACGUCAAACGACACAGCAAUGGCUGAUGCAGCGUAUUGUCGUCACUCGGCACGGGAUCGCAGGCAAUGGCUGAAGAUUGCCUUGCAGGUGGUUGCGAUGCUC
Aphanomyces invadans is the source of this 1086-nucleotide messenger RNA. RefSeq lists its product as hypothetical. The record is from RefSeq and is a predicted model, not a curated record. The coding region runs from base 40 to 873 and encodes 277 amino acids. Gene Ontology annotation, biological process: mitochondrial proton-transporting ATP synthase complex assembly. Lineage: Eukaryota; Oomycota; Saprolegniomycetes; Saprolegniales; Verrucalvaceae. Gene Ontology annotation, cellular component: mitochondrion. The transcript has 5 exons.